Molecule: messenger RNA, 2121 nt
Organism: Fusarium subglutinans
Lineage: Eukaryota; Fungi; Ascomycota; Sordariomycetes; Hypocreales; Nectriaceae
Product: NADPH-ferrihemo reductase
Exons: 3
Coding region: 1-2121 (706 amino acids)
Cellular component (GO): cytosol
Molecular function (GO): flavin adenine dinucleotide binding; FMN binding; NADPH-hemoprotein reductase activity
Source: RefSeq, a predicted model, not a curated record
AUGGCUGACAUCGACAUCAUGACCAACGAGUCCAUCCUGGACGAAGCUCUUCUCACAACAGAAUCUCCCAUCAUCGACUCGACAGACUUGAUCGUUCUUCUAUCCCUACUUCUAGGAGCAGUCGUGUAUCUGUCCAAUGGCAAACUACGAAAGAUCUUCUUCCCUAAAUCUACUACAGCAGAAGAAACAACAGCUUCGAAAGAAGACAGUCUUCGAAGCAUCUCUCACAUCUGCAACACCACCGGCAAAAACUGCAUCAUCUUUUACGGUUCCCAAACCGGAACCGCAGAGAACUACGCUCAAAAACUAGCGAGAGAAGCUAGUUCGCGCUAUGGUCUCGAUCCCAUGGUCGCUGAUCUUGAGGAGUAUGACUACAAUGACCUCUCUGAACUCUCCGAGCAAGUUGUUUUGAUGUUCGUCCUCGCUACAUACGGCGAGGGCGAGCCCACGGAUAACGCUCAGGACUUUUAUACCUACAUCACCGGUGGCGAGGACGGGGAUCAGCCGGAUGUUGAUCUUCAGAACGUCAAGUAUGUCGCUUUUGGUCUGGGGAACAGCACUUACGAGCAUUACAACGCUAUGGUGAGACGUGUGUCUAAAGCGCUGGAUGGUCUUGGUGCGAAGAAUCUUGCUAGUGUUGGGGAGGCCGAUGAUGCAGCUGGGACUACUGAAGAGGACUUUCUGGCGUGGAAGCAGGAUAUGUGGCCGAAGCUUGUUCAAGAGUUUGGGCUUCAGGAGAAGGAUGUUGCUUAUGAAUCGACGUUUGGUGUUUUGGAAAGGGAUGAUCUGGAUGCGAGCUCACCUGGUGUUUUUCUCGGUGAGGCAAACGCAGAUCAUCUUGAUACCUGCUCAGCAAACCGUCAAUUCAGCAACACGAAUCCUUACAUCGCUAGCAUCACCGAGUCCAGAGAGGUAUUCGCUUCCAAGGAUCGGAAUUGCAUUCACAUGGAAAUCGAUCUCGGUGACUCUGGUCUAUCUUAUGAGACUGGCGAUCACGUCGCUAUCUGGCCGACCAACUCUGAAGAACAAGUCACCCAACUUCUCAACAUUCUUGGUUUGAGUGAGAAGAAAGACACGGUUAUUUCUAUCGUCAGUCGGGAGGCAACAGCAAAGUCACCUGUUCCUACACCGACGACAUAUGCUGCUGCGCUGCGAUAUUACCUUGAGAUCGCUGGACCUGUGUCUCGAGAGUUCAUCAACGUCAUCGCUGCUUUUGCACCUACUGAAGGUGCGAAGGCUGAAUCGACCAAGCUUGGUAGUGACAAGGUGUACUUCAACGAAAAGAUCAGUCAGAAAUGUUUCUCACUUGCUCAAGUUUUGAGUAUGCUGAGUGAUGGUCAACCAUGGAGUAAGCUGCCCUUCUCAGCUAUAGUCGAAGGACUCAGCAAACUACAGCCCAGAUACUACUCCAUCUCUUCGUCAUCUCUCGUCCAACCCUCCCUCGUUUCCAUCACCGCCGCUGUCGAGUCAGCCGAGAUUCAAGGCUGGCCUGACGUCUUCAAGGGCGUUGCUACAAACUACCUUCUCUCACUCAAAGAGGCUCAAAAUCAGGAAUCUCAAUCACAAAAGUAUCAACUAAAUGGCCCUCGAGAGAAGUACACCGGCUUCAAAGCACCUAUUCAUCUUCGCAAGUCCAACUUCAAACUCCCCAAGGAUUCAUCUCGACCUGUCAUCAUGAUCGGUCCGGGAACUGGCGUUGCUCCAUUCAGAGGUUUCGUGCAGGAGCGAGCUGCGUUGAAGAAACAGGGUAAGAGUGUUGGAAAGAGUUUGUUGUUCUUUGGAUGUAGGCGACGCGAUGAAGACUAUUUAUAUGAGUCGGAGUGGCAGGAACACAAGAAGACUCUCGGCGACCACUUCGAUAUCCAUGUUGCCCUUUCAAGAGAGACCAAGCAAAAGGUCUAUGUGCAGCACCUUAUCAAGACCCAUGCCAAGGAGGUGAUGAACAUGAUUGACGACGGAGCGGUUGUGUAUGUUUGUGGUGAUGCAAAGCACAUGGCGCGUGAUGUCAACUCAGCACUCGUCUCAGUCUGGGCCGAACAGCGGAAUAUCUCCAUUGAAAUUGCAACGGAAAAGGUGAAGAGUCUAAGGGAUACUGCAAGAUACCAGGAGGAUAUCUGGUAG